Molecule: messenger RNA, 2555 nt
Organism: Melanotaenia boesemani (Boeseman's rainbowfish)
Lineage: Eukaryota; Metazoa; Chordata; Actinopteri; Atheriniformes; Melanotaeniidae
Gene: eif4ebp2
Product: eukaryotic translation initiation factor 4E binding protein 2
Exons: 3
Coding region: 177-521 (114 amino acids)
Biological process (GO): negative regulation of translational initiation
Cellular component (GO): cytoplasm
Molecular function (GO): eukaryotic initiation factor 4E binding
Source: RefSeq, a predicted model, not a curated record
CCUGCCUUGCUGAGGGAGGGGACGGCGCUGACGGCUGGUAGGACGAAAGGAGAGACAAGAAAGCGUUUGGGAAGCGAUAAAAGAGUGGGGAACGGCCCGGGUUUCCACCGUCCGUCGGGAUAUAAACACCCCAAUUUUCUGUAGCUGCUGGAUUUGCCAUCCAAUCGGCGCCGAAAAUGUCGACCAGUCGUCAGCUUAGCGAGAGCAGGGCCAUCCCGACCAGGACGGUGUUGAUCAACGACACAACGCAGCUACCUCAUGACUACUGUACCACCCCUGGAGGCACUUUAUUCUCUACCACUCCUGGAGGAACCCGGAUCAUCUAUGAUCGUAAGUUUCUGCUGGACAGGCGUAAUUCUCCCAUUGCCCAAACUCCUCCAGCACACCUGCCUGUCAUCCCAGGAGUGACCAGCCAAAAUAUCCUGAGUGAAAACCAGAAGAAUGAAGCCAACAACCACACCAACAACCAUGUUGGCAAGCCCACAACAGGUGACGAUGCUCAGUUUGAAAUGGACAUCUAAAAGACUGGAACCACACCAGCAUAAGGAAAUGACCUGGCAUUCUUCAUGCCAGUGGCUUCGCUUUUAGAAAUCAAUGUUGUGAGCCCUAAUGGCAGCCAUCUACUUUAGCUCUUUGUCUCACUGCUGGAUGUAAUGUGUGUAAAACAUGGGAAUUCACUAUAUCAUGCAUAUGCAUACAGAGAGGCCAACUCUGGAAAUUAGGUUGAUUUGAGUAAAUUUCCAUGGCUACAAGUCACAGUAUAAAUCAACAGUUAUGCAGAGUAUCCCUGAUUAUUUUUUACCCAAACAAAACGUCCAGUUAGUCAUUUGCAGUGUUCAUCUUGCAGCUAUCCAUGAGUCAGGAUUUCUAACAGAGCACACCAAACAAAACAGAAUAUUUUAACUUAAUUGGGAGAGGAUGUGAACAUUUUUAGCACUGGCCUUAGAAGCAUUCAAAAGCUUUGAUAUUCACCACAGUUUUCGGUUUUGAAGACCCCUGUAAGCUUGUUAUUUAAGCAGUUUUUGUUUUUCCAGUUUGUUUUCUUUUUUAUUUUUGGAACUACUUGAAAAAACGCCUCAAUCUUUUAUCAGUUGAACUAUUUAGUUUCCAGUGAUGGUAUGUCAAAGGGAUGUUGGGUUGUUAUGUUUUCCAAAUUAGACAAAGAUUUCAUGCCAUUCCAAGAUUUUCAUUUCCACAACCAACACAAGCCUACGUGACUUUCCAAUUUUAAGGAGAAAAUGUUUUUUAAACUGAAUUUUAACCAACAAUUGAACAAUUUUUUUAAAUUAUGAUAUGAUUGUAUAGAAAAGAAAUCAUAAGUGUAUCUAGUGGCGUUAAGCUUUUUGUUUAAAAUUCAUUUCAUUAGGGCUAUAAUGAAAUAAAGCCACGCAAGAAACAUCUCUACACGUCGGUUAAAGUUAUGCUGGCAGGAGCUUUGUGUUCAAGUUUUGAUUCAUCUGAGGGGGUUAUCCUUGGCACAAUCUGCCAGGAUUUUUUUAAUAAUCCAGAUCAGAGAAACAUUUAGGACAACAUGGACAUGGUUAAUAUGCCGAUACUCAUUUUUGGAUGAGAUACAGGAACAAUAAAAAAACAAAGCAAAACUUGAAGUAAUCCAGAUGUUUUAUAUGCAUUUUUAUUUUUAAUACAGUUUCUAAGUAUUGAGGGUAUUUGUUUGGGUGUAAGCUCUGUCAAGCCUUCGGAUUUGUUAGAUCUGCCAAGGAAACAGAAAAACAUCAUUUGCAUCAGGCUUGAAAGACAUUGUAGCAGAAUAUUCAGAUCUGCUCCCAGAGUCCUUAAUCGGUUUGACAUUACCUUAUGCUUUUCAUGCGUCACGCCCGCUCAUGCCUUACAUCGCAUGAAAUGCAGGAACUAAACUAGUUUCCUUGUCAUCAGUUUGUACUUUCCAACAGAUGUUUAUUUUUUCACAGUAACAUUGAACAGAUAACAUUGUACUUGGCAACAGAGCAAAACAUUUUAUUUUCUAGACAUACUUCUUUCUUCAAAACAGUUGUGAAGUAAGGAAAUGCGAUGGCUUACAUGACUUUAUGGGAUUCUGAUGGCAAUGUGGUACAAGUGCCACUCCCAUUUUAUCCUAGUAAUCAGUUUGUUUUAUACCACCUGGUCAUGCCAUCUAAUUGUCCAAAUAGCAACUCUAUAAUUUGUAAGUGAACCACCAUGUAAAUCCAGUUAUUUAGUCAUGUUUUGUUUUCUCCAUGUGACUGGGACUUUUCUGUUUUUUUCUUUUUUUUCUUUUUUUUUGGAUUUGCAAUAAAGCAGAGUUGUGUGACAAAUUCAUCAGUAGGUUGCUUGAACCCUGUUUGCAUUGCACAUUUUUGGUGACAUAAAUUUUAAUGUUACGUCAACAUAAUUCAGUUUCGCAGACGUAUUUAAAAUCUUUUUGGUUUGACAGUGAGGGCCUAACAUUUUGUGUUGACAGAAAAUUGAAACAAACUUUCUGUAACAUUUGUUCUGAUUUCAAAAAACUUUAUUUCAAAUGAAAAUCAAAUGCCAGUGAACACUGUUGCUGCAAAUCAAUAAAAUUCUGUAACAGAAAA